Messenger RNA from Cannabis sativa, 3468 nucleotides. RefSeq names its product myosin-binding protein 2. The transcript has 4 exons. Bases 208 to 2877 code for a protein of 889 amino acids. NCBI's taxonomy places the organism in Eukaryota, Viridiplantae, Streptophyta, Magnoliopsida, Rosales, Cannabaceae. The record is from RefSeq and is a predicted model, not a curated record. Gene Ontology annotation, molecular function: myosin binding.
UCAUUCCACUCAAACCCCUUCUUCUUCAUCUUUCUACAUAAUAAAACCACUUCUUCAUCUACUUCCUCUCUCUCUCUCUCCUCUCUCUAAAAAUUUUCCAAUUCUCCAAUAUUUUUAGAAGUAACCCUUUUUGUUGUUCUUCAAUUAUCUCUUUCUAUCAUUCUCUGUAAAUAUACCCCAAAAAAAAAAAAAAACAGAGCACCAUUAAUGGCUGCCAACAAGUUUGCAACGAUGGUUCAUAGAAACACCAAUAAGAUCACACUUAUUUUGGUGUAUGCAGUUCUUGAAUGGAUACUGAUUGUUCUUCUGUUAUUAAAUUCUCUGUUUUCUUAUCUGAUCAUAAAGUUUGCUGAUUACUUUGGUCUUAAAAAGCCUUGUCUUUGGUGUUCAAGGCUUGAUCAUGUUUUUGAGUCUCAUGGUAAUAAAAAUAAUAAAAAAAGCAAGAAUCUUUAUAGAGAUCUUGUAUGUAAAACUCAUGCUGAAGAGAUUUCUGAAUUGGGUUUUUGCUCAAAUCAUCAGAAACUCUCUGAGUCUAGAGAUAUGUGUGAGAAUUGUUUGUCUUCUUCUUCUUCAAAUGAUUGGUCAAAUAAUGGUAAAGUUUCUUUCUUUCCAUGGAUGAACCAAAUUGGUAUGAUCAAAGGUGGUGAUCUUGUUGUUGUUGGUGAUGAUAAUGAUGAUGAUGAAAAGGUUGUUGUUGUUGGUGAUGAGGAGGAGGAAAAGGAGGAGAGUUUGGAUUGUUCUUGUUGUGGUGUGAAAUUGAACAAGGACAAAUUCUACUCUCCUUGUAUUUUGAUUAAGCCUUCUUGGGAUGUUUUGGAUUUUGCCCACAAGAAAAUUUUGGUUGAUCAACCUGUCAUUGAUGCUCAUACUGAUGAUGAUCAUGAUGAUGGUGAUCAUAGUGGAUCCGAUUUCGUAACCGAAAAUCAUGAUGAUGAACAACAAGAACAACAAGAAGAAGAAGAACAAGAACAAGAUGAGGAAGAAGAAGAAGAAGAAGCCAUUGAAGAAGAAACUAUAAAGAAAGAUGUUAGUGUUCCACAUUUGGAAUUCUACAUUGGUCAAGAGGAUUGUACAUUGAUUCCAGUUGAAUUCAGUUCUAACAAGGUUGAAGAACAAGGAAAAUCUAGCAAUGAAAAAGAAGAAGAAGAUUUGAUAUUGGAUUUUGAUAUGUCUUCUGGUGUGGCAAAACAAGUUGAACAAGUUACUGAAACUUGGGUCAGUUCAGGUGAUACUUUAGAGUUACUUUCUUCAAAUGAAUGUAUUCAAUCAGAUGAGAGUAGGAGGAACUCAUUUGCCUUUCAUGGUGAGCAAGUAGAGUUAGAAAUAACAAGGGAGUUUCAGAAAGUUCUCAUUCAUCAAGCAACUCAAACCCUCUCUGAUGAUGAAGACUUUGAAAGUGGUCAUGGUCAAGCUAUGUCAAGAAGAGGAGAAAUUGACUUAGAUGUUAAUCAAGCUUCUGAGGAUGAGAUUGAUGAUGCUGAAGUAUCAAUAGGGACAGAUAUUCCUGAUCAUGAUGAACCAAUUGAUGAAAUUCAAUCCAAACAAGACCCUUCUUCAAGUUCUAUCAAUUUGCAUAGUGAUGACAAUAAUCAUGAUGAUUUUGAUGAAGCUGAGGAGGAAGUAGUUGAAUUCAAAACCUCAUCAGUUGAAACAAACAACAAUCAUUUAUUUUUCGGUUUAGAGCUUAAUGAUAAUGAUGAAGAGAAGUUUCAUAAGAAGUUGUUAUUACUUGAAAGAAGAGAAUCAGGAACAGAAGAGUCAUUAGAUGGAAGUGUUUUAAGUGACAUUGAAAGUGGUGGUGAUGGAAUACUCACAAUGGAGAAGCUAAAAUCAGUGCUGAAAUCCGAAAGAAAGGCCUUGAACGCGUUGUAUGCUGAGCUUGAAGAAGAGAGGAGUGCUUCUGCAGUUGCAGCAAGCCAAACAAUGGCGAUGAUUAACCGACUUCAGGAAGAGAAAGCAGCUAUGCAAAUGGAAGCUUUGCAGUACCAAAGAAUGAUGGAAGAACAAUCAGAAUAUGACCAAGAAGCUUUGCAGCUAUUGAAUGAUCUCAUGACAAAGAGAGAAAGGGAAAAUCAAGAGCUUGAAAGGGAACUUGAAAUGUAUCGAAAAAGGAUACAAGAUUAUGAGGCAAAGGAGAAAAUUAUGAUGAGAAGAAUGAGAGAAGAAAGCAUCAUAACAAGAAGUAGGAAUUCUUCUAUGUCUUGUAGUAAUGCUGAAGAUACUAGUGAUGAAUUGUCUGUUGAUUUGAAUCAUGAAGCUAAGGCCGAAGAAGAAGAUUGCGUCGGUGGAGAUAAUCAGAACACUCCUGCUGAUGCUGUUCUGUAUUUGGAUGAAUCAUUGAAUGGUUUUGAGGAAGAAAGGCUUUCCAUUCUUGAUCAGCUUAGAGUGUUGGAAGAGAAGUUGUUCACCUUGCAAACCGAUGAGGAGGAUCGGUGUUUUGAGGAUGUUAAACCGAUUGAAGUACUCUAUAAAGAAAAUGGAAAUGGCUAUCAUGACAAUGGACAUGUCAAGGAAAUGAAUGGAAAACAUCAUCAACAAGAGAGAAGAAUUAUGGGGUCAAAGGCUAAGAGACUUCUUCCAUUUUUUGAUGCAACUGAGGAAGAAAAUGAAGAUGGUGAGGAAAGUUUUGAUUUUGUUAUGAUGCAAAGUCCAGAAUUCGAAAGAGAGAACAAGAAGUUUGCUAUUGAAGAAGAAGUUGAUCAUGUUUAUGAAAGACUACAAGCAUUAGAAGCUGACAGAGAGUUUCUAAAGCAUUGCAUCAGUUCAUUGAGUAAAGGUGACAAAGGAUUACAUCUUCUUCAAGAGAUUUUGCAGCAUCUUCGCGAUUUGAGAAGCGUCGAAACUCGGGUCAAGAACAUGGGAGAUGUUUCUUUGUAAUGAACAACAACAACAAAAAAAAAAAAAAAUUUGAUAGAAUUGGCUGAAACUUUAGGAAACAAAUGCUGUAAUUUCAAUACAAGAAAAAGGUUCCAAUUUGGGAAUGUCCCUAUUUGGAGAGGGAGAGUUCCUUAGUUAAAAAAAAACAAAAAAAAUGUGGUUGAUGAUGAUCAUGAUUGGUGGACAACAAAUGUGUCUACCCUUUUCAAUUUUCUUCUCUUUUUUUAUGGUUUUGGUGCCCAAAUAUUUGUGGGUUGUGCCCAUAACCACCUUUUGAAGGGUAAAAAGGGUGAUUGAUGAGCUUGUGUCUUUGUAAGUCUAGUAGAGUAAGUUUAAUUAGAUAUAGUUAUAGAAUUAGGCAUUCUCUUCUUUUGUUCAAUUUUUAAUUUUUAUUUUGGCAAAGGGAAAGGGGUAAGUAACUCCUUUUUAUUUUAUUUUUUUGUUCUUCCUCAUUUUUGCAUCAUUUGAUCAAAUGGGGUUUGUUUAUUAUUUACUAGUAUUAUUAUUUUGAGGGGUAAAAGUUGAGUUACUUGUAUACUACAUGUAAUCCAUAUUUGUAAGUAUAUAAAAAAGUGAGGGUUUGUUUAUAUA